ACAGAGGCCUGUUGGUCCACGGUCGCCCAAAUCAUUUUGGCCAAUCAGAACACUGAUCUUGAAUCAGGGGAGAGGAUAGGCUAUAGUGAAGAACAUGUCUGGUGCAGCAGCGAUGUUCGUGUUCUUAUUGCCGGGGAUUCCAAUGUCCAUCGUUUGAAGUCUGCAUGUCCUCCAAAUGCAAGGAAUGACUUUCUGCCCGUAUCUGGUGCAAAGUAUGUGUCUGACCGGAAGGGCUUUAGAAAGCUGCUGCAUCAAGAGCUGAUGUCAGGUUGUUACGACAUAUUGUACCUGCAUCUUGGCUCUAACGAUGUUUGCUGCAAGGAUAGCAAUUUCUACCGUUGUGUGACUGAGAUCCUUGAUGUUGUAUUCAGUGUGUGCACUGAAAUACACGUGGUGCUUUGCGUGAUUCUUCCACGUGAUUUUGAUGUGAGAAUGUUUCCCCGAUGGCCACUCUCAGGGGCACAGUUGAGGAACUACUGCCAGUGGAUAAGGAGCGCAAACAGCAUGCUGUGGGAACUGAGUCACCAUGUGCCUUCUGUGAGAUACAUGGACUAUGCAGCAACUAAACAGAAGUCCCUGUACUUGUCCCAUGAUGGACUACAUCUGAGUGCUGAAGGGGCUAGGAGGUGUUUAGCAUCCAUACAUGACGACCUGCCAAACCAGCUGUGUGUGGAGGCUGCUGUUCAAGAUCCUACAGAAUGGCCAGCUCUCUCAGCCACGGAAGUACCGGUUCAGGAGCAUGACAGCACCAUAGCACUCUUUUCGGAUAUUGUGCAGACUGGAGCUCAACCAGAGAUUCAAGACAAGGUGGAUGCAAGUGAAGUACCAGUUCCCAGGGACAUUAAGCCUCAGACACAUAAAAUAACGGUUGUCACAGCCAGAGCUAAGAGGUCUGCAACCAGAAAUGUCAAAAGAUAUGGAAAGAAGUUGGCAAAGAAAUGCCACACAAGGUCAUGCUGCAGUGGAUUUGUUUACCUUGACAUUACUGAAGAUGUGGCUGUUUUCCUGCCUGCAUACAAGUUGAAUGGCUUAUGCUUGGAAGAUGAAAUCAACGUGCCAUCCAACAUCCAUUGCCACCGAGACACUGAAGAGACGCCCCAACAAGAUGACAACGCCGCAAAUGAAGAUAAAGUCAAUGUGCCAUCCCACUUCUUUUUCCAACGAGACACUGACGAGACGCCCCAACAAGAUGUAGACACUUCACAGCUUCUUCUUAUUCUUUCAAAUGACGUUGAACUUAACCCUGGACCGAUAUUCCAGACAAUACCGGUCCCUGUGGAAGCGGUUGGCUCAAGCGAGAAGAUGACGAUAAUUACAGUGAAAAUGGACUGACCAUACACGAAAGACAAAGGACAUUAAAUAUUUACACAAAUUUUGCACCUGUAAAAUGUGACAUUCAUAUACGUGAAUGCUAUAAUUCAAUUAGUAAGCCAUGCAGAAUUCUUUGGGAUGAAGGGGACUUAGAUUGUUUACAUGUAUUAAGUAGGGAUACAGCAGCAGGAGAUGAAAUAGGGUGGGAAUUUGUAUCUAUGGUUAUGAAUUCUAGUUGCACUUUUUCCUCUUACUGCCAGUUUAAAAAUGAGAUGUAUAAAACUCGCCACAAUAAGGCUAGGUUUAUGAAUCAAACAGUUUUUUUUAAUUUUUGGUUCAGUUGGGCUUCAAACAUGAAAAUAGAUUAUUCUAAAGUUGAAACUUCUGCUCGAGGAACAUCAACAUUAUUUCUUUGGUUCUGUGCAGACCAUGGACAUUGCUAUGGUUUCCACAUGACUGGGGCAGAAGGAAGAAAAGAUCCCGCAUUAUCACUCUAUAGCUAUUUAGAAACCCCUCCACAAGACGUGUUUUAUGACUUUGCAUGUAAUUUACAAGAAUAUUGCCUAAACAGAGAAAGUGGAUACUAUAAAAAUGAACUUUUUUUCAUGACAUUUUCCAUGGCUACUCCCACAAAUGUUCUAGUGCUUUUACAGCUAGCAGACUUCAAGGCUUUGAAUCUGUAAAAUCUGAAAUAUGUGAACAAUUCAACAGCUUUAUACAGUGCAUUAAAAGGUUGGCCCGUCAGAUGUCACAGUCACACUUUUGCUUUUACCUACAAUUCUUUUUAAAUGAAUGGAAUAAGAAGAAAAAGUUAUCAUAUGAAAAAAGAUAAGAAUUGCUUUAGCUGGGUUAGUUUAAUGUGAUACUUAAAUGAUCUAUAAUUUUAAGUUCAUCUGAACUUUGGAUACUUACUAUUGCAUCUUUUGAUGCUUUUUUCUAUUUAAAGACUGAGCGAGUAAACACAUACUAUGUAUUAUUAUGCAAUAAUUGUUUUGUGUUUAUAUCUCAACUGAGCAUAAAGUGCUCAGGGUGAGCUAUUGUGAAUGGUCUUGGUCCGUCAUGGGUCAACAUUUUUUACUUAAACAACAUCUAACCUCUGUGCCAAUCUUAAUGAAACAUGGCACGAGUUUUCUUUCAUGAACCUCUUUCAAAGUUGUUAAAUGAAAUGCAUUCCAUGCAUAAAUCUGGUUGCAAUGGCAACCAAAAGGAAAGCUUAUAUAUUUGGCAUAAAACAUCGUCUGGUUGACCUCCUUCGUGAAUUUCAAAAUAUGCUAUACCCAACUCACAGGCAAAUUUGUCCUUAUUUGCUCAUAGUGAACACUUCUUUUAAAUGGCCAGGAAGAGAGUUCAAGUUUAUAGACAAGAACAACAGUCAGAUGAGCGAUAUAGUGUCAUCAUGGCACCUUUAUAGCUGAAUCAUUUAUGAAAAAUUGUCAAUUAUA
Messenger RNA from Dreissena polymorpha, 2753 nucleotides. RefSeq lists its product as uncharacterized. Lineage: Eukaryota; Metazoa; Mollusca; Bivalvia; Myida; Dreissenidae. The coding region runs from base 262 to 1332 and encodes 356 amino acids. The record is from RefSeq and is a predicted model, not a curated record. The transcript has 11 exons.